CCCACUCCCACUCCUCCCCCUCCUCCUCCUCCGCUCUGUCUGCCCACCCCCAGCCCAGCGUUGCCAUCCACACCUCAGCACGCACGUACAUGCGGACGCCUCGACUAAACACCGGCAUGUCUGUUUGUUCCUUUUCAGAGGAGCAAAGGGAAAGGAGGCUCGGUUGGCUCUACGCCGGAUGGAGCCAGGACCUGACCUGGCACGGCCUGACCUGACAUGACGGCAACCAUCCUCGGCCCUGCGUUUGGCUGAUGGGGCCAGUCCGGAAUGCCUCCGUCGGCGUGCUUGUCGGCCGCCAUGGUCGAUGGAGGGCCUUGCUACCAUCCACACUGGCUUCCUUCCUAUAACUAGCCAGCCUGGCCGCCUGCUCCCUUUCAUGACCUGGCAAGCGUCGAGGGUGCUCAGAAACACCGUCGGAUAUCCAAAACAUCAGUCUAUACCACCGAUAGUUCCGGUGGAGUGGCCCUGGCCUCCUUGGAUCGACUACGUACUACUUGCAUCUCUGGCGCCCUCCCACCCAAUCGAGAUCUACUUGUACUCAUCCUCUAUAUAUUUGCCCAUUCCUUUCCGGCCUUGGACCACACACACCACUUGUCUCUCGGCGUCUCUCCUUCUCAGUACCACCAGGUCUCGCGAUCGGCUGGGGUUGAUCCGCACCAGACGUGUCUCAGUCCAGUCGGCAUCUACCUCCACUGCCCAUUCCUCCUCGCUGCUAUAUCUUCAGGGGCGUCCCUCGUGAAUGGAAAAGCAUUCCCGUCAUCCGCUCUUCCUUCACGCCUCACUUACAUGACAUUGCAACAUCUCAUCCUGGUCGGUCAUAGUCAAACGCGUGGCUCCGGAACACAGAGAGAGAAGAGCUUUGCCAGCAGCACAGAGCCUCCGCAGUCCUCAACCAGCAAGAUGCAGUUCGAAUCCGACUUUCGGUUCGACAUGGAUGACGGCUUCAGCAUGUGCAGUCAGGCCAUGUCGUGCCCAUCGACCGGCACCAGCUUCUCAUCUGCCUCGUCGGCAUACGACCCCUUCACCCCGACCUCUCGACGAUCUACACCCAACGAGCUCACCCUCGACUUUGACGGCACCGCGUUUGCUGGCUCCCAUCCCGCAGACCUAACCUCGCCUUCACACAGCAUGUCCAAGUACAUGUUCGGUCCUGUCAAGACAGAGCCGGAGCACAUCUCCUUUCCCAACGGGAUGCCCACUACUCCAAUCAAGAAGAUGGACGGCAUGGCUACUCCCGACUACGACCACAUGCUCGAGUUGAACAUGGCAUCACAACACUCCAUGGGCUCCGUCACUCCCUCUGGACCGUAUCCCAUGUACACCAUCUCUCCUCAGACGGCAAUGGGGCCAACCUCCUUCAUGAUGACCCCGACACACAGCCUCUCUGGGUCUGAAGUGGCUGAAUCCUCUUCCUCCUGGUCAUGCGCCAACGACAGCCCGAUUUCCUUCUUCCCCAGCAAGAGCUUGGGCUCGAACGACAUGGACUCACUGGACAUGGACCGACACUCGCAGUCACCUGUUGGGAGGUACCAUCUGCAGGGACCACCAUCUCCCGGCCGUCUACGGGCCCAUCGCAAGAUGAUGGUCCAUGAGAUCCAACGCAAGACCACCGAACUGCAGAGAGCUCAGAGGAAGCUCUCCGGUCAGAGCGAUAGUGCCCCUGUUGACGUGGUACGGCGGGCCAUGUGCAAGUGUGACUACCCCGGGUGCCACAAAGCGUUUCGCCGCAACGAGCAUCUCAAGCGUCACAAACAGACUUUCCACGGCGAAGGACCUAAUCGCUUCUCCUGCGAGUUCUGCGGCAAGGAUCAGUUUAACCGCCAGGACAACCUCAACAACCACCGCAAGCUGCAUGCCAGGCCAAACAGCAGGAACCGUGGGGUCGAGUUCAUCCCGGCAGCUGUGCCUGUCAUUGAGCAGGAAGAACGCAGCCGAAAGCGUCGCGCUCCACCCAAAUCCAAGACAGCAUAAGCAGCGGGACGAUGUUUCCCUGAGGGAAAUCUCUGCCUUUGCUUUUGCGUACCUGGUGAGAGAUGAUGCGAGGCCUAGUCUCGCAUCGUCUGUGGGGUCAGUGCCGAGACACACACGACGCUCUGCACCUGGCGAGCAGCCAUGCGUUGGUGCCGCUGCGGUCGCGCACACGGACCAACGCAGACACGCCACACAAACAUGAACAUUUCCAUACACACACGCACACACACACAUCCACACCCGCACACACACUGGCGCCCCGACCACACCCACUGCAGAGGACAAGGACAGGCGGCGGAGGUUCCUGGUCUCUGGCAUUUGCCAUAGUGUACGACGGAACGGGCCCACUCUACACCCUCAGCAAGAGGCUGGCAUGUCUUCGUUGGUGGCUCCCAGUCGCAACGGGAAGCGCCGCUUCACAUUUUCCUUCUCUGGUCCAUUCUUAUUCCCCGAUUUGUUUUCUGCCACCAUGUUCCGGCGUACACUGGCUGUUCUGGUCUUGCUGGGGAAAGCUGCGGGGCCACAUUGUGAUAUCCCAAGGAGGGCGAGGAGGACUUGUACGACACCACAUCUUUUUUGUCAUUUUUGCACGGUGGCCAUGGAUUAGCAUGGCACACGCGAUGAGAAAAAGCAUUUUUAACGGAGGAAACGAAUUUAUGCUGACGGGGGCGACGGGCAACCCGGCCUCGUUGAGUAAGGUAAUGCAUUGGAGGGGAGACGGCGCGGCGAAGUGUAUCUUUCGGGGGAGUAUCUGAUCCUCGAAGUGUACUCUAGUAUACACAACCACUGUAAUCUAGUAUUGGGAGGAGGGAAACAACGAACAAGAC
This is a messenger RNA of Purpureocillium takamizusanense, 2798 nucleotides long. RefSeq lists its product as uncharacterized. The record is from RefSeq and is a predicted model, not a curated record. NCBI's taxonomy places the organism in Eukaryota, Fungi, Ascomycota, Sordariomycetes, Hypocreales, Ophiocordycipitaceae. The coding region runs from base 787 to 1971 and encodes 394 amino acids. Gene Ontology annotation, molecular function: DNA-binding transcription factor activity, RNA polymerase II-specific; RNA polymerase II cis-regulatory region sequence-specific DNA binding. The transcript is spliced from 2 exons. Gene Ontology annotation, biological process: regulation of transcription by RNA polymerase II.